Molecule: messenger RNA, 2479 nt
Organism: Balaenoptera ricei (Rice's whale)
Lineage: Eukaryota; Metazoa; Chordata; Mammalia; Artiodactyla; Balaenopteridae
Gene: PROZ
Product: protein Z, vitamin K dependent plasma glycoprotein
Exons: 8
Coding region: 1053-2357 (434 amino acids)
Biological process (GO): blood coagulation; proteolysis
Cellular component (GO): extracellular region
Molecular function (GO): serine-type endopeptidase activity; calcium ion binding
Source: RefSeq, a predicted model, not a curated record
AACAGGACGGGGUAGCUCUGCAUCAGGAGAGCCCGGGGCGCAUCACCGAGCGGGGGUGUGUCCUCACCGACGACGCGGAGGGGAAGCGGGGCUCCUGCCAAGAACGCGGUUCAGCCCUGGUCGCCGAGGUGCCCACGUCAGAAAGAACAAAGCAGCUGGGAAAACACGCUACACGAGCCUUCGAAGGAAACCAAGAGGAUGCGCGGGGAGAGGGCACCGUGCGGGUUCUCGUCAGGGGCCCCUUAACAGGAGGGAAGCCCGGGGUGCGGGCUGCCGGCGGAGGGAGGGAGAGAGACAGACAGACAGAGACACAGAGACAGAGACAGAGAGUCAGAGACUGAGACGGACAGAGGCAGAGCGCCCACAGGCGGGGCCCGUGCUGACACGCUCGGUGAGGGGGGAUGAGUUUGCUGUCCCCUCGGACGGAGGUCAGAGUGUCUACCCCCUCGUGGCGCUGAGCGAGGCUCUUCCCGAGCGUCCCCCAGGCCCGCUUCCCCGUGGCACUUGGUGCCCCAGGAGGGCUGCUCUCACCGGGAGGUGGUGGGCUCCCCAGCCCUUCACAGGAGCCCCGCUGGCCCGGCCCGGUGGGCGCCCGCCCCCGGGCAGGGGGCCGCUGCCCCGCUCUGUUCGGGUUACCCCCCCAAAGGGAGCCUCUGCGCCCGGCUUGUCCAAGACAGCCCCACCGCGCUGUGCCGCCUCAUCUGCUCUGCUUUCCUUGACGGCGAGACGUGCCCCUGUGUCUCCCCGCCCCCGCGGUCCAGGCCCGGUUCCCGGGGGACGGCUCCCGACCCCCGACCUCCGACCUCCGACCUCCUCCCCAGGAGCCGCCCCAGCUCCGUCCCUCUCGGCCUCGGCCUUUCAUUUCUCUGUCUUCCCCUCUCUUCGCCUUAAACAGAAAAAGACAGGACUGAAGCCUCUAUUUAGGACACUGAAUUAUCCGGUAAAAUAUCCAAUAAACCCGCUGUCCUCCGCGGGCCGCCUUUCUCUGCGGGGGUCGGUUUCCCGUCGCGCCGCGCGCCGAGCCGGGCGGGGCCUCUGGCCGCGGGCUGAGCAUGGCCGGCAGCGGGCCGCUCGCCCUCCUCGCCCUCCUCGCCCUCCUCGCCCUCCUCGCCCUCCUGGCCCCGCGCGGCGCCCAGCCCGCAGUGUUUCUUCCCACCUCAAAAGCAAAUGAAGUUCUGGUGAGAUGGAAACGAGCCAGGUCCUACCUUUUGGAAGAGCUCUUUGAGGGAAAUUUAGAAAAGGAAUGUUACGAAGAAAUCUGUGUCUAUGAGGAAGCAAGAGAAGUAUUUGAAAAUGACGCAUCCACUGAUGAAUUUUGGAAGACGUAUCUGGGCGGCUCCCCGUGCGUCUCCCAGCCCUGCCUCAACAACGGGUCCUGCCAGGACAGCAUCCGCGGCUACACCUGCACCUGCGCCCCGGGCUACGAAGGCCGGGACUGCGCCUUCGCUAAAAAUGAAUGUCACCCUUUGAGGACGGAUGGGUGUCAGCACUUCUGCCACCCGGGGCCGGGGUCUUACACGUGCAGCUGUGCGAAGGGGCAUAAGCUGGGCCAGGACCGCAGAUCCUGCAUCCCCCACGACAGGUGUGCGUGCGGAGCCCUCAGCUCUGAGUGCCUUCUGACGUCACAGGGAUGCGAGCAGGACCUUCCGACUUUCCCGUGGCAGGUAAAACUAACAAAUUCCGAAGGAGAAGACUUCUGUGGAGGUGUUCUAAUACAGGACAAUUUUGUACUGACAACAGCAAAAUGUUCACUCUUGUACAGAAACAUUAGUGUGAAAACAAGUUCCCGCUGCCGGGCGCGCGAGGCCCCGCCGGCGGUGGAGGUGAAGGGCGUCCACGUGCACACGAGAUUCGAGGCGGACACGGGGGACAAUGACGUGGCCCUGCUGGAGCUGGCGCGGCCCGUGCGCUGCCCCGACGCCGGGCGGCCCGUCUGCACUGCCGAGGCCGACUUCGCCGAGCGCGUGCUCCUCCCGCGGCCGGGCGUGCUGGGCGGCUGGACCCUCCGCGGCCCCGAGCUGGAGCCCGCGCGGCUGCCGGUCACGCACGUGGAGCCCGGAGAGUGCGGCCGGGCCCUCAACGCCACGGUGACCACGCGGACGGGCUGCGAGCGGGGCGCGGCGGCGGCCGGGGCGGCGCGGUGGGCGGCGGGCGGCGCGGUGGCCCGGGAGCACCGCGGCGCCUGGUUCCUCACCGGCCUCCUGGGCGCCGCGCCCCCCGAGGGCCCCGGGCCGCUCCUGCUCAUCAAGGUCCCCAGGUACGCGCUCUGGCUCCGGCGAGUCACGCAGCGGCCGAGCUCCGCCAGCUGGAGAGGCGACCACGGUCACGGACGCGACAGGGAGCCGGUGCUGGGGUGACAGCGCCCCCAGCCCCUCCCCCGGGACCCCUCGUCUGAGCAGAGCCCCGGAGAGGAGGGGGGAGGGGCGCGCGUCCAGCAAUAAAAGCAGAGCUGCCGGCACCGCACGGCGCUUUCCUGAAA